This is a messenger RNA of Spodoptera litura, 7601 nucleotides long. The record is from RefSeq and is a predicted model, not a curated record. Lineage: Eukaryota; Metazoa; Arthropoda; Insecta; Lepidoptera; Noctuidae.
CACAGAUAAAAAAUACAAUUCAUUUCAUUUCGCGUUUCUCGUCUUUUUGCAUUACAUACUUUCCGAAAAGAGAAAACGAGAUAUUUUGGAAUUCUACAAGAAAUUGUGUACUUAGUUUCCUUCAGGAUUAAUAAAUUAACGAUAAAUGGCUAACAAAAACUAGUGCGAGUUUAAGUACGCAAGUGUAAUGAAGGAAGUGAAAAAGUGUCAGAAACUUGUUUGAUGAAAUGACGUGAAAAUACAAUUUCAUAAACAUUUUAGUGGAAAUGUGUUUGUUAUUGUGCGUUUGAUUGUGUAUGUUCGAUCAUAAUGCAGUCAACGACGGAGGGAUGUAUGAAUAUCGCCGAGCUAGCGAAUCAGCUGAGGCGUGAGAAGAUAUUUAUCAACUCUGAAAGGCAGCUGUUGCAGAAGCUCAAUGAGGAGGUUGAGAAACGAGCUCUAGAACUUCUGCAGGUGGCCUGGAUCUGCCUGCAACAGCGGCAAAACCUUACGAAUUUAAUUACAUCAAGAUGUGAUGCUGAUUCCAUAGCAUACUGCCAGAGAGCAAGUCACCUUGAACGAACGAUUUUUGUGGACGCCUUUAAAGUCUUGAAGUACAAGGAAGCGACAGCUCUAGGUGAGCUUCUAGGAUGGCUCCGCGAAUCCCCUCACCUGGUGUCCCUUUGCCUCCUCCUGGGCGAGGACAGCAUUCCGCCAAGUCUACCAGUGGCGUUGAUGUCUGGGCUGUACGGCAGCUGUCGGUCAGCUUCAGACAGGACCAGGUUUCUGGCCGUCAUCAGGUCGCUCAUCAAACAUCAGAUGGCACCGUCCAGUGAUCCUAGGAAGUUCUUCCGCACUGGCAAAUGUGCGUUAUCCUCCCUGUACGCGGUGUACCGUGAUGGACACACACCAGCUCGUCAGUUCCUGGUCGCAGUCCUACAGAACCCCGUGAUGGCUGUACUGCAUGAGGACGAGUUCUUCCUCGACAUCGACCCUGAUAAGGCUAUGGAGAGGUUCUCACCAGCAGACCGCACAAAGAAGUUCGGUCAGCCAAACAGCCAGGAGUACGCAGCGAAGGUAGCUCGGUACCGCAAGUGGACCAUCCAGUCGCUGUACAACCUGACCACCAAGUUCAUCGUGGCCCUUAGAGAACAUUGGCCCAACUUCCCGUCCACUAUAGCUUGGAUUGUCCAGCAGAUCGUGCAUCUACUUAAACAACAUUCCAGAACAUCAGACCGCGAGUUGCACGCGAUAUGUACGGACCUUAUAAUGAGCCACUUCAUAUGUCCCGCGAUCGUGAACCCCGAGGCUCACGGCGUAGUGGAAGUACCAGUGUCGUACAUCGCUCGCUUCAACCUCAUACAGAUCGCACAGAUCAUACAGAUGCUGUGCUUAGCCAAGUUCCAGGAGGUGGAUGCCAAAGUCCGUGACGUCUAUUUGAAAUUCGAGCGGUCAUGUCUAUGGACCCUGAUAGACAACGUGACGAGUGAGGCGUGGUCGUGCGCGCCCACGCCCGCGCAGCCCCACGCGCACGCCGAGACCCCGCGCAUCGCUACUGAAGCGCAUCUACAAACCACUGUUGCGCUAUUUACGCCGCAGGAUGCGCAACUACUGAUUACGUUCCUGAGGCGUAUAUCAUCGAAGUUGAACAACAACAUGCCGAGCGUGACGUCGGAUGAGCAACCCAGUGGAGCCGUCGCUGAGGCAGCGGCUCUAAGCAGUGAAACUAGCAGUGAAAGUUCUAGCAACGGCGAGGCGUGUGCCAGUCGACUUGCGACCUUAUUGCAGACCACCGAGCCUAACUACCGCAGCCGACUACAUGACUUGCUGAAGAAGAUGCCUGACUUCUCCAAGUAUAGGCCGACAACCCCACCGGAAUGCAAAGACCCAUCUCCAAUAGAGAACGGUCAUUCCAGUAAGAAGAGCAUCCUAGCCAAAGUGCAGAGACCACGGCUCCCUCGCAGUGCCAGUUCCAACUCCUCGUUAGCUUCAGCUGGAGAUGACAAGCCCGUCAAUGGGACCUGCAAGGAGGAUGGGACACAGGAACAUGUCGAGGUGCUCAUCAUCAAGCUUGCUAAUGUCGAGGAACAGGACUAUAUUGGCCUAGUCCCUGAAUCGAAGGUUCUAGAAUGUUACUACGGCGGCUCAGAGGCAGGUGAUGCGGAUGAAAAUGGAUCCGCUCUUGCUGUAGCGGGACCGAGCGCUCCCGUGCAGAAGAGGACCAGGUAUGUGAUUUUAUACCGUAUGUACUCCCCCGCCGAGACCGCUACUGCGGGCGAUAAAAAUCUGGAAAAUGAACACGUCGACCACUUCGAGUCCUCUUUUCUGUCUCCUGGCUGGCCUCAGAAUCAGAUUCUCUGGGAUGUGACUCAGAUGGUGGUGAUGAAGUACCAUCUUCGCGAGCAAGGAAUGCAGGUAUCAGCGAACGUAUCAGGUCGCGGCAGCCCCAACAUAUCAGGGCGAGAGACCCCCUCGUCCCAGGUCACCGAGGGUCCCCCCGCGCAGCCCGCCCACCUGCACCAUCCACACGCCAAGCUACUCAAGCAGACACGGCACGAUAUCGAGGACAAGUUCUGCAAGUUCGAGAUUAAGAAGUUGCUGGAAGGCGACGAGACGAUCAGUAUAAUGUCGGACACGUGGAGCACCGACGUCCUGGCGUCGGACUCGGAGACCAUCGGGGACUCUUGUGACCAGACACAGGUCGCUGCUAACCAUUGUCAGAGCGGUUGCAACCAGAACGCCCCGGACGCGUCGGAAACUGCGAGCGAGUCUGCCUGGAGCAUGGACGUACUCGCUUCAGACAGCGACCGGAAUACUGAGGUGGACACGGACGACUGCGUGUCGGUGGCGGCCCGCUCCGACACGUCGUGGCCGCGCCGACCCUCGCAACAAGACGACGCGCCCUGCAGGACUUGUACCCACCAGAACGGCAACGUGAAGCGGCCUGAAGUCAGCAGCCCUCGACAUACGUCGCGGCCGAACUUAGCCAAUAGGUCGGGCGGGUACCUGACGGCGACGGCGGCGCUGUCUCGCGGCGGGGAACUAGACCUGCCGCAUGCACCGCCCUCGCACCACCAGUACAACAUCGAGAACAGGAAGAGCAUACUCGUCAAUGGGUACCCGGUGAUGACAUGCUACGCGACGUCCGCCCCGGAGAGUCCGAGUACGAGUGCGCCGGUACCACUGCCCGGGGAUGUAUUCGACUACGUGCCGCAGAACAACGGUGCCCAAACCGAGUCAACAUUGGAAGCCAACAGUCAGUCAGACGCCACGAGCCAAUGGGUAGACGACAGUUUCCCCGCGCCCCACCACUCCCCCGACAGACCCUACCCCUCCACCUCCAAGUACGACCUUCCAUCCACUUCCAAACCUUACGACGACAACGACAUGAUGGACCGAUCGCUUAACUCAAGCGAGAGCUCCUUCAACGCAAUGUACGGCGGCCGAUUCGAUUCCGGUAUCGAUGCUGAGCGAGCGGAAUCCGAAUCAAGAUCGACGAUCACCGAUUUGAUGACUCGGAUGAGUUCGGCGACAAUAUCUACGUCGGCGAACCUUGUGAAUAACAUCACGUCUAGGAUUGUGAAGUCGGAGAUUCGAACGAGUAUUGUUAGCAUUUCAUCGUCCAAGAUUGAGAAGAAAAGGGAAGGGACCAGUAAUAUGUCUCUGAGUACGUUAUCAGUGAACAGUGCGGAGACAUCUGCGUCAGACAAGAGCUCGAGCCAGGAUGUGAACUCCGACAUAGUGACGGAACGCCGCGUCAGUCCGCCGCCCACCAAGAACGUCUCCACUGGAGCCAUACCUAAGAGCAUCAGCUUCGAUGCCACCGCUGAGAAGUCGCAGAGGAGACGUAUGGGCGAGGACGGUCUAGUAGGCAACCUGGACGAGCUGAAGAACAACGUGAAGCGGUCCGGCGGCAACUUGCUGCACAAGAUCAAGAUGUUCCGCCAGAAGGGACGCUCACAUACACAUCAUAACGACGUAAAACUGCCAGAGGAGGAGAACAGAAGUGACGACGGUAGCCGUCCGGAACUGGCUGCAGGGGAGAGCUCGGAGGAGAUCCUCGCCAAGUACCGCCGCAAGUGUUCCACCGAGUCUACCGGGUCCAAGCACAAGCGGUCCCAGCGACGCGUGUCUGAUGUACCUGAUGCUGAGCUGGAUAGGUGUGAAGGUGUGGUGGAUCUGAACGACCCCGAGGUGUUUAACAGUAUGAAGCGCAAGUUGCGCAUCGUAUUGUCAAACCCUGACCUACACUGCGUCGAGUUCGUGCCUAAUCGCUGCACGAGCACGUCGCUCGUGGAGUGGGUGCGCGCGCUGGGCGCGGGCGCGGGGGCGGGCGCGGGCGCGGUGGCGCCCGCCGCCGGGCUGGCCGCGCGGUUGGCCGCCGCGCUGCGGGCCGACCUCGCGGCGCGCCGGCCCUACGCCGCCUACCUCGCCUCGUGUCGCGCGCAUCUCGCGCAUACUGACCAUGCACUCGCCAGACAGAUAAAGCAGUCCCGGUCGGAGUGGUGGUGGUGCGCGGGCGCGGCGGGCGCGGCGCGCGCGCUGCAGCUGCUGGAGCGCGCGCCCGCCCUGCGCCGCCUCGCGCGGCACCGCCACUACGCGCACGCGCACGGCCUCGGUAGUGAACUAAUGGAUGAGAAAGCAACAAGACUGACUGCCAGCAUCAAGGCUAUCACAGCCGAGGUGAAGGCAGACCCCUCCUGGGAAGGAGCGACUUCCACCCUCCUGGAGAGCGUGGAGCUGACAGUGGAGCGCGCCGCCUUCGCACGACUCUACCUGCAUGUACUGUUCCCCAACGGAGACGGAGACAUCGCGCGAGACCAGGUGUUAUCGGAGCACAUCCGGCGCGUGUCGUCGGUGACGUCGGCGCGCUCGGUGGGCAUCGGCGCCGCGCACCGCUGGGCCGCGCCCUACCCGCGCGCGCAGAGACAUCUCAGGCAUCUACCUGUCUACCGCACGCCGCGGGACAAGCUGUCGUGUAUAAUGCGGUGCGUGACGUCAAUAAUGGCAGUGCUGGGUCUCACCGAAGGCACCACGCCCUCCGCCGACGACCUUACGCCUGUACUCGUCUACGUCAUACUGAAGGUGAACCCCCCAUCAUUGCUAUCAACGAUCGAGCUGGUGAACGCUCUGGGCGGCUCGGCCCUCCAGGGCGAAGCCCUAUACUGGUGGACGCAGUUCUGCGCCGCCGUGGCCUACAUCAAGACUAUGGAUUACCCGCGACCCGACAAUAACGAUACCUAGCCUUUACAUACGCGCCUGAUUUCAGCGCGUGUUCCAGACAUAAAAUUGGAAAUCAUUCGCCGCCGGCGGUGCCACACUGUUUGAGCAACGACUACAUACUCAGUCAUUGUAAUGUAUUAUCUAGUACGGAAUCAUGUAAUAAUCAUUGUUCAGUAGUAAUCGAACAUUUAGAUUGUAUUACGCGCAAUUAUAUUCGUAUAGGGAAAUCUGUGUUUAUUAAUUAUAUGGAUUGUCUGAUUAACGGCCGUUUUCGAACAUUUUUGAGUAUUGAGAAGAUUUUUUGUAGUUGUAUUAAGUUGUGUACUAAACGCAUAUUUUUCUUUAGUCUCUGUUUUUAUAUACCUAGUCUACUACAGUCUGCGUAUUCAUAUUGUCUUUAGAAUAAAAAUAUAUUGAUCAGAGAAAACGGUCGUAACAUCUUUGUAUGUAUAAAAUCAAAUAACAGCUUUGCUUCAAGUGUCUGGCAUUCGAAUAUAAAACAUACCAUUCAUUCAUAAUAAAAAAGCCAAAUCAUAGACAUUCUAAUGCAUUUCAUACAUUAUUUGUAAACCCUCGAAUCAUUGCAUUUUAGGACAUACAUAAUACAACGUGAACACCAAUAAUAAAAUCAUUUAUAGAACUUAAAAUAAAAAGCUUCGAAUCAAUUCAAUUUCAACUUUAUUUACUAAAAAUAGUGAUGAAAAUAGAUACUUUCCACCGUAAAUGAGGUUAUAUAUCUCAACAAUGAAAUAUAUAACCUCAAUUUAAAAAACGAAGGGUUUGUUCCAGUACUAUGAUAGUGGUAAGGGUAAAUAUUAUAUAAUAUCGUGUAGAUGGUAGUGGUAAAGUGUGCACUCGCAACAUGUGUUCAAAGUUUAUGGCUUGUACAGUGUGGCAGGUCCAUACACCAUACAAGAACUCCAAUGAGAACCGAGUUCAGUUUGAUUUUCCAGUUAUACUUUCUAAUAUCCAUAAUGAAGUGUUAAAAAUAUAUUAAGUAAUUAUGUAUGUUGUUUUUCUCUCAAAAGACAUAUUGAACAUAAUUUAUGUUAUCUCACAAAUUGGCCAUACGUUUUGUAUGAAGUCAGAUGGGCCUAACUCACGCGUUUAGAUCGAUUCUUUUUUUUUAUCGUUUAAGUAAAUUGCUGUCGCAAUUUUAAAUACAGUCUGUUUGAGAGUAUUGUAUAUAAAGUUGUGACAUUAUUUAAAUACUUAUUGUUUUAGUGUUGAGUUCCUGUUGUGUUGCUACUGUUGAUAUUGUUUCGGACGCUCUGGAUAUCUCCAGACGAUUAUAAUCAUAAAAACUAAAAUGUUAAGAUUUCAAUAUUAUUUAGCAAAUACGUCAGUACGUGUCUACGUAAUAUCACCGCUGGCAACACACGGUCGUAUAUUAAAGUUUGUAAUUAUAUUUUAUUUCCAUGUACCUGUUCACGACGGCAGGGUCUCUGCCGGCCCUCUAGCGCACUGUUACCUAGUACGACAUCUCGAUUGGUCUGUGAUUUUAGAGUUGGAUAAUAAAUACUCGAAAAUGUGUAUUUUUGAAAUUGAUUGUAGGUAUCGAAAGGUGUGAUAACUUGAUAAGUAAAAAAAUGAUUAAUGUCGAAAAUAAGAGGCGAUUUUAAUAAAAUAAUUUAUUGGAAGAAGUGUACAUUUGAUAGAUUAGAUAUUGUGUAACUUAGUUAGGUUGAAGUAAUGAUAUCGAGGCGGGUAAACUCGCCCGCGUAAGCUAGCAACCAUUGUAAUCAUUGAAUAAACCCCGUAAUCAAUUUCAUCAACUCUCAUUACAAUUGUUGUAAGUUAAGUUUCAUUCGUUGUCUAAGCACCGGUUUACUUCGCACCCCGAUUUAAAAGACACUAUUUUUGAACUAAUUUAGUAUAUAACUGAAUCUUAUGUAACAGUAGUACCUAUGUAAUCGACUAGUUGGUCCGCGUACCAAUUAAAUAUCCCAAGCUUCUUAUAUACUGCCUGCUCUAAAUAUACAUAUACAUUGUCAACUAAGUUUUUCUUCUUAGUUUUAGUAUGAAGACUUGAAAUAUUUUUAGACUUUGAAUGUUUAGAGCUGGCGUUAUGAAGAACUUUGAAAUUUGAAUUUUAGUAGCAAGUUAUGAAGGUGCGUGAAUGAUUACUCGAAUAUUUAACAAUAAUACAAAAAUACACAUUACCUACAUGUUUUUUUGGUCGUCAAAGAAUGAAAUAGCAUUGUAAUAAAGCUAGACUAAUUAUCAUCUUUCACGCAUCCUCGUAACUUGAGCACUUACUGUCCAAAUAGCUUUCUAAUCUCUUGCCUAGGUAGUCAACAGACAUUAGAAUAUUAUGUACUAACCGCUGUAAGGCUACGUGUCAUGUAAACAUGUACCUAAUGUAAUCAGAGCAAUGAAAUUAUAUUUAGCAAUAAUAA